UACUAAAACCAUAGUAAUAUACUAAAACAAAUAAAAAAGUGACUAAUAAAAAAGAAAAGUAAAUUAGUGUGCCGAAAGAUGGCACGAAGGUCAGCUUAGUCAAAACGAGGACGAAGAGAAGUCAUUUCUGAGAUUGCUUGCUUUGGGGUUUCCUCUUCCUUCUUCUUCAAUCAAUUUGCUGAAAAAUCCCCCAUUUCAACAACCCAUGGCGAUGACUAUUGAAGUCUUGCUGGGCUUGCAUUUAUGUUUUCAUCUAGCAUCUUGCUACAGAUCCUGGCUUGUGCAUUAUACAACAAUUGGUGGCCAAUGUUAGCAGCUCUCAUGUACGUGCUGGUACCUAUGCCUUGCUUAUUCUUUGGUGGUGGGUCCUCUCAAUUUUUGUUUAGCAGGGAAGGAGGGGGGUGGAUUGGUGCGGCUAAAUUUUUGACUGGAGCAUCCAGUGUAGGGAGCAUAGCUAUUCCCAUCAUCCUUAGGCAUGCUCAUUUGAUUUCUACAGGAGCAAUGUUCAUCGAGUUCGUCUCAUUCAUCAUCUUCGUCUGUACCGUCUUGUGUUUUCACCAUGCUAGCCUCGAAGAUGAUUGGUAACAAACUUCAACGGAUUAAGUUCUUACUUUGGUUUUGCACCACCACAAAAAGAGAAAUCUUAUGUUGGGUGCUGAGGAAACAAGUGAAUAUUCUCCAACAGUGUACAUCAGUUGUUUGUAUAUUAUUUUAGAUUACUGUUUGAUAAAUUUGUCUCAAAGAAAGACAACGUUCCUGUUUAACAGGCUAAACGCGGAAAGAUUACAUGUUGAUAAUCUCAUUUGGAUAAUUAAGGCUGUGAUAACAAAGGCUUUAGCCCCA
Messenger RNA from Humulus lupulus (European hop), 843 nucleotides. Its product is annotated as vacuolar protein sorting-associated protein 55 homolog. Bases 244 to 585 code for a protein of 113 amino acids. Gene Ontology annotation, cellular component: endosome. Gene Ontology annotation, biological process: late endosome to vacuole transport via multivesicular body sorting pathway. Lineage: Eukaryota; Viridiplantae; Streptophyta; Magnoliopsida; Rosales; Cannabaceae. The transcript is spliced from 5 exons. The record is from RefSeq and is a predicted model, not a curated record.